CGCCUGGGGCUGGACACGGAGCAGGGCAUGGAGCUGCUGUGCCUGCUGGGCGUGCUGGCCUCCUUCGGCGCCCUGGUGUGCGACCGCCUGCGCGACGCCCUCGUCUUCCUGCUGCUCUGGGCGCUCUACCUCUCGCUCUACCAGGUGGGGCAGGUGUUCCUGUACUUCCAGUGGGACAGCCUGCUCCUGGAGAUCGGCUUCCUGGCCGUGCUGGUGGCUCCGCUGCACCUGCUGAAGUGGCGCAGCACGGCCUGGCGCCCCCACGACGGGCUCCCGUUCUGGCUGAUGCGCUGGCUGCUCUUCCGGCUCAUGUUCGCCUCGGGCGUGGUGAAGCUGACCAGUCGCUGCCCCACCUGGUGGGGGCUCACAGCCCUGACCUACCACUACGAGACGCAGUGCAUCCCCACGCCAGCUGCCUGGUAUGCCCACCAGCUGCCCGUCUGGUUCCAGAAGCUCAGCGUCGUGGCCACCUACGUCAUCGAGAUCGCUGUGCCACCCCUCUUCUUCGCGCCCAUCCGCCGCCUCCGCCUCUUCGCCUUCUACUGCCAGGUCUUGCUGCAGGUGCUGAUCAUCCUCACGGGCAACUACAACUUCUUCAACCUGCUCACCAUCGUCCUGGCCUUCUCACUGCUGGACGAUGAGCACGUGGGGCUGUGGCUGGGGCGCAGCCGCAAGAGGCACGGCACCGCCUGGCCGCCAAGCCUGUCCUCCUUCCUCUCCGGGCUGGUGGAGCUCACGGUCUACGGGCUGCUGCUCUACGGGACCGUCCUGUACUUCGGCCUGGGCAUCAACUGGGAGAAGCAGCACAUUGAAUCCAAGAUCGCUUUCACCUACCAUGAGUUCAUGCAGUGGUUGAAGACCGUGAUGUUGCCUCUCAUCGGGCUGGGGCUGCUCUCCCUGGGCUGGGAGAUCCUCUCGUCCAUGUACCGGUGUGCCUGCAUCCGGGGCUUCCUGUGGAAGCUGUGGGCUGUGCUGCAGUGGGCCAUCUUCACCAUCGCCACCUUGGGGAUGUUCGGCCUCUCUCUGGUACCAUUCACCUACAUCGAGCACGAGUCAAACGGGAAGCUGUGGCCCAGCCUGCACCAGCUGUUCGGUGCCGUGGACCGCUACCAGCUGGCCAACUCGUACGGGCUCUUCCGGCGCAUGACGGGGGUGGGAGGCCGUCCCGAGGUGGUGCUGGAAGGCAGCUACGACGGGGAGCACUGGACGGAGAUCGAGUUCAUGUACAAGCCGGGGAACGUCAGCGCGGCGCCGCCCCUGGUGGCCCCCCACCAGCCCCGCCUGGACUGGCAGAUGUGGUUUGCGGCCCUGGGGCCUCACGCCCACAGCCCCUGGUUCACCAGCUUCGUGUACCGCCUGCUGCAGGGCAAGGAGGAAGUGAUCCGCCUGAUCCAGGUGGACGAGUCCAACUACCCGUUCAGCGCGCAGCCGCCCACCUACCUCCGAGCCCAGCUCUACAAGUACUGGUUCACAGAGAGCUCCAGCAAGGGGGAGCCCCCGCAGCAGUGGUGGCGGCGGCAGCACGUGGAGCAGUUCUACCCCACCGUGUCCCUGGGAGACCCCACGCUGGAUGCCCUGCUCAGCCAGUACGGGCUCAAGGACAAGUCUCCCCUGAAGCGUCCGGCGGAGGCCGAGGAGAAGGGCGAGGGCCGUGUCCGCACCACCAAGAAGUAG
Messenger RNA from Alligator sinensis (Chinese alligator), 1674 nucleotides. It is a transcript of the gene LMF2, whose product is annotated as lipase maturation factor 2. NCBI's taxonomy places the organism in Eukaryota, Metazoa, Chordata, Crocodylia, Alligatoridae. Gene Ontology annotation, cellular component: endoplasmic reticulum membrane. Gene Ontology annotation, biological process: protein maturation. The transcript has 14 exons. The coding region runs from base 28 to 1674 and encodes 548 amino acids. The record is from RefSeq and is a predicted model, not a curated record.